CAUCUACAGUAGCCAUUUUGAUCGUACUCAGUGCGUUGACAGACUAAUAAAUGGAAGAUUAAUUAGAAUCUUCCACAUAUUUUGUGUACUCAAAUUCGCGUUAAUGAAGUAAAGUGUAACUACAACAUGGCUCGAUACGGUCAAAGACCGGAAAAUGCCCUUAAACGGGCCAAUGAGUUUAUGGACCUGGACAAACCUGCUCGGGCUCUGGAUACCCUGCAGGAGGUUUUCCGAAAUAAGAAAUGGGCAUACAACUGGUCUGAGUCAGUACUUGAACCGAUUAUGUUCAAGUACUUGGAGCUUUGCGUCGACCUUCGCAAGUCGCAUGUUGCCAAGGAAGGUCUAUUCCAGUACAGGAACAUGUUUCAGUCAGUGAAUGUGGGGUCGCUGGAGCUUGUCAUAAGGGGGUAUUUGCGAAUGGCUGAAGAACGUACAGAAGCUGCAAGGGAGCAGUCAACUCAAGCUGUCAUUGAUACCGAUGAUUUAGACAACCUAGCGACUCCUGAGAGUAUACUCCUCAGUGCAGUGUCAGGAGAAGAUGCCCAAGAUCGUUCAGACAGAACAAUACUUACACCAUGGGUAAAAUUUCUCUGGGAGUCAUACUGUCAGUGCUUGGAACUGUUGCGUACCAACGCUCAUGUGGAGACUCUGUACCACGAUAUUGCUCGCAUGGCAUUUCAAUUUUGUCUAAAGUACUCCCGUAAGACAGAAUUUAGAAAGUUGUGUGAUAAAUUGAGGAAACAUUUGGAGGAUAUUUGCAAGCCUACUGUGCAAACUGGGAAUGUGAGUAUAUCAAAACCAGAGACGCAACAACUCAAUUUGGAAACUAGACUGUUCCAGCUUGACAGCGCUAUACAGAUGGAAUUAUGGCAGGAAGCCUACAAGGCCAUAGAAGACAUUCACAACCUUAUGAACAUGUCCAAGAAAACUCCAGUGGCCAAAACCAUGGCCAACUACUAUGGCAAAUUAGCACUGGUGUUCUGGAAGGCUGGACACUGUCUUUUCCAUGCUGCCGCACUGCUCAAGCUGUUCCAGCUGUCUAGAGAGAUGAAAAAGAAUAUCACCCAGGAAGAGCUGCAAAAGAUGGCGUGUCGGGUCCUGGUGGCUGUACUGUCUGUACCACUGCCGUCGUUGCACCCCGAGUUCGACAGGUUCGUCGAGACGGACAAGAGCCCCGUCGAGAAGGCGCAGCGAUUGGCCGUGCUUCUAGGACUGGCGCAGCCGCCGACCCGCGCGAGUCUACUCAAAGAUGUGAUCCGUUUGAAUGUGGUGGCGCUGGCAUCGCCUCAGCUACAACAGCUGUACUCCUGGCUGGAAGUGGAAUUUGACCCAUUAACGAUCUGUCACAAUGUUAAGGGUAUUAUUAAGUCGCUACAGGAUGAACCUAACUCGCCGCUGGCUCAGUACACGGCGGCCCUGAACGACGUGGCGCUCGUCCGUCUGAUCCGCCAGGUGGCGCAGUGCUACGCCUGCGUGCAGUUCUCUCGCCUUCUUGAGCUGGCCGGCACCGACGACCUGUUCCAUCUGGAAAGAUUACUUGUAGACUGUGUGCGGCAUAACGAUAUGCAGAUUCGGAUCGAUCACGCCAACAAGUGUGUAAACUUUGGCGUCGAAGCGGGCGGUGGCGAGUGGUGUUCCGCUGCCGAUGAAGCCUGCGGCGGCGCUAUACUGCAAGCUACUCCUGCUGAACAGGUGCGCGAGCAGCUGGUGCGGGCGGCGGCGGUGCUGGCGGGCGCGGCGGGCCGCCUGUUCCCGGCGCGGCGGCGCGCCGAGGCCGAGCGUGCGCGGCUGCACAUGCUGCAGCACUACCACGACAACAAGCACGCCGAGCACCACCGCGUGCUGCAGCGCCAUAAGAUCAUCGAGGAGCGCAAGGAGUACAUUGAGCGGCUCAACACCGUGCGAGAAGAGGAGGAGCUCAGGCGGCAAGAGGAGCAGCUGCGCGCGGCGGCGGCGGCGGAGGCGCGGCGGCUGGAGCUGGAGCGCGAGGAGCGCGAGAAGCGCAAGUACGCGUCCGAGAUCGCCGCCAUGAAGGAGCGCCACCGCCGCGAGCGCAUGGCGCACAUCUCGCAGACCGCGCACGGCAAGAAGAUGCUGCAGAAGCUCGACGAGGAGGAAAUAAAGAAAAUGGACGCGGAAGCUAUAGCCCAACGUGAGGCAGAGGAACUAAUGAAGGAACGCCGUGAAAUGCAGGCAAAACUGAAGUCACAGGAAAAGAAGGUGGACUAUUUCGAGCGUGCGAAACGUUUGGAAGAGAUUCCAUUGUUGCAGAAGAGUUUGGAAGAAAAGCAAGUACAGGAUAAGGCGUUCUGGGAGCAACAGGAGGCCGAACGCAUCGCACAACUUAUCGAGGCCCGCGCGCGCGACGUGGCGACGUCGACGCGGCUGGCGCGCAUGCACGCGCAGCGCGACGCGUUCGUGGCGCGCGUGCGCGCCGAGCGCGGCGCCGCGCACCACCAGCGCCUCGCCGCCUUCCGCGACCAGCUCGCCGCCGAGCGCGAGCGGCGCCGCGCCGCCCGCCGCCAGCAGCGCGUCGAGCGCCGCCGCCAGGACUGGCUGGCAGAGAAGCGCCGUGCAGAGGAACGCGCUGCAGAGGAAGCGCGCCGCCUGCGCGAGGAGGAGGAGCGGAAGGAGCGGGAGGAGCGCGAGCGGAAACACCAGGAGGAGCUCGCGGCACUGCGCGAACGGAAGGAGCGAGAAGAACGAGAGCACCAGGAGAUGCUGGCACGUACAGAGGCGAAGAUCCGCGCUAAAGAGGCAGAAGUGGCGCGGCGACUGGAGGAGCAGAAGGCGGCCGCCGGCAGCAGCUGGCGCCGCGCCGACCGCGCCGACCGCGCCGACCGCGCCGACCGCACCGACCGCCCCGACCGCGACGACGCCUGGCGCGCCAAGGACACCAAGGAUGCCGACAAGAAACCCGAACCCUGGAGACCAAGUCGCGGUCGCGCCGAGUUGUCCCGUGAUGAUCGUCGCUCGCCUGACAGACGGCCGCGUGACGACCGCCCCCCGCCAAGAGACGACAGACGUGAUGAUCGUCCCCCAAGAGACGAUCGUCCCCCAAGAGAUGACCGUGCUGUGAGAGACGAUCGCGGGCCAAGAGAUGACCGUGGCCCAAGGGACGACCGCGGCCCAAGAGACGAUCGUGGCCCGAGAGACGACCGCGGACCAAGGGACGACCGCGGGCCGAGGGAUGAUCGUGGGCCAAGAGACGAUCGUGGACCAAGAGAAGAAGGAGCGUGGCGCUCCACUGCUGCACGUGAACCAGAUCGCGAUAGGGAAAGGCCUCGUUACGGCGGACGGUCAAGUGGACCGGAGAGCGGUAGUUGGCGACGUGCAGCCGCUGAUCCACCACCUGCACCAACGGAGCGUUCAGGCGCGUGGCGGUCAAAAGAUGCGCCUCCACGCGACGACCGCUACCGCGACGCGCCACGUGACCGUGACCGCGACCGCGACCGUGGCGACCGCGGCGACCGUGACCGCAGCGAUCGUGACCGCGACAGGGACUUCCGUGACCGUGAUCGCGACCGCUUCCCUCCCAGAAGAGACGACAGGGACAGAGACCGGGAACCACCAAGGAGGGAUGAUCGCGAUGCUCCCCGCCGUGACGACCGCGAUCGACGCCCGCCGCCACGACGCGACGACAAACCUCGCGACCCUGAAGAAGAUGAAUGGCAACCAGUCACAAGACGUUAAUUCUACUCCAAUGUCACCAACUUUUUUUUUUAUGGGUUUAGUAGUUAUUUACUUACAAAACUUAAACUCAUGCCUGACUUCUUUCGAUCUAUCUAUCUUCUAUCUUUUGAUAUCAGAUCACGCUCUCACAUGAUAAGUCUGUUAAAUUUGUUUGGGACUUAAUAAACAAUAGAUCGAUUUGCAUUACAACUGUCCUAGAUAUUUUAUAUUUAUAAUCAGAUUUGGAAGAAUUUUCCCAAAGAUGGUUGACGUCGGGCAGGCGACCGGUCGUAUAACUAAAAGUGAAAUCUUUUUGUAAUAUGGAUAAAAACAUUACGCCGACCCCAAAUAAUUGGAAAAAGGGUAGGAAGAUGAAUCUGAUUGAUGAACCAAAGUGUAGCAUACUCCUAUAUGCUACACUUUGGUUUCAAGAACACUUCAACGCUAAGCACGUCAUGUUGUUAAAUACUUAGGGUAUUUCUAUUUAUUGAUACUAGAUAAUAAGCAUCUAGAUGGCGCGACAAUUGUCAAAAAACGACCAGUCGACAAAUAAACCAAACAAUAAACAAUAGACAUAUUGUUCACUACCAACCAGAUUCAAGAACCACAGAAAUAAAAAUAUUUCACCGUGCCUUCUUAAACAUGACAUUGGCAUGAUAUGGCAGAUUCACCAGUCAAAAUGGGUGGCAGCCAUUUAAAUUGAAAAAAAGAAGAAAAAUAAACAGUAACCAUAAAAAAAUGAGCGUUUAAUAUAAUUAUUAUUCCGGUAGGCAUCUACUGAACCCUAACAUGUUUUGUCAACGUAUUAUUUAAGUACUUUUGAAAAUAUAUAUACACAUAUAACUAUUUGAUUUUAUUAUCCAUUUAUCCUACUAAAGUCUACUUUUUUUAGUCAAAAGCUACAUGUAAAUGUCUUGAUUAAAUACAGUGUAAUUUCUCUGUUCUUUCAUUCUUUCUAAUAUGUAAUAUAUCUAAGGGGAUAAUUAGACUGUCAUAUAUAUAGGAUCAUAUCCAUUUUGAGAUAUACUUGUUAGUAUGAUGUAGGUAACAACCAGAGGGCCUACCAUGAAGUAUUUUCCGAAAUUUCGGGGACGAACGGAACAGAAAUUUGAUGUUAAAAUUACAUAAUACAUGCUGUUUAAAAUUAUUAAAAAUGUUAAAAUAUCGUUCUUCUGGACUAUUAGAAUAGGAUUUAUGAUGAACGAAAUGUUAAGCUCCAUUUACUGUGUCGAUUUUGACACGAACAAAAACACGAAAUUGAGCCCGAAAUUUCGGAAUUUCAUUUCAUGGUGGACCACCAGGUCACUAAAACCAUAAAAAAAAUAACUGAUACAGCAAAAUAUUUGAUCACGAGAAAGUGUUGAUUAUUAUUACAAUAUAUAAUUGAAUAGAAUCCAUGCUAGAUGCAUUUGAUGCAUGCUAGAUGCACAAAUUUUACAACAUUUAAUUUCCAUCUUGUAUUUAUAUCACAGGAUAUGCACAUGGCCAUAUAUGUAAAUUUAAAUUCGACUAUUUUCCGCGCUUAGCCUCUCAUUUGAGCCGUGGUACGUAUGAGUCGCGGCUAGUACAGCCAGCCCAGCUCCGCCCAUAAGCACACAUAUGAUAGUGCAAUGACCUGCCUCUGAGAACUGAAUAAAUAGCAAUAAAAGCUUCAUACAAGUUUUGAAGGUACAAUGUAUUACACCUACUACAUGACGCGACGCUUAAUUAUACAAUUUAUAAUUAUUAUAACUGAAAGCUUUGAUUGUUAUUACGAAUAAAUUUUUUUUUCUUAUUUGUUCUAUUUGUGUUUGAAAUACAAAAUAACACUCAUACAUUAUCGUGAAAUAUAGAAAAUUAUAACGAUGCAACUGGCAGAUACUUCUUUUUUUUUUACAUCGCAGAUUAGCUAAUGCAAUAAGAUUGGUUUCAGAAAGCACAUUUAUUUAUAUAAGCAUAAAUGCGCAUAUUUAAAGCGAUUGAUAGGAGUUUAAACUGUGCAUCUAUAUACUCGUACAGCCCAUAAUCCAUCAAAAUCGUUUCUUUUUUUUUCAAUCGCUAAUAGCAUAGAUUAAAUAUAUCGAAUGACUUAGAGCUUUCCGCUUAGACAAAAUUAUAAACACAAUAAUUUAGUUUUGCAUAGAUUGCUAUUUGAAAUAAUAUAGGUCAAAGCAUUGCAGUAGAACUGCGCCAACCCACAUACUAUUUUUUUUUUACGGGACAAGGAAUUCGUUUAUAUGUUAUGUCUCAAUUUUAUAUGUUAUAUAAAGCAUUUAAUCUUUUAACUGUGCCACUGUUCAUGAAUCGAAUAUAAUAUUCAUAAUAA
Messenger RNA from Galleria mellonella (greater wax moth), 5977 nucleotides. It is a transcript of the gene eIF3a, whose product is annotated as eukaryotic translation initiation factor 3 subunit A. Gene Ontology annotation, molecular function: mRNA binding; translation initiation factor activity. Gene Ontology annotation, cellular component: multi-eIF complex; eukaryotic translation initiation factor 3 complex, eIF3e; eukaryotic translation initiation factor 3 complex, eIF3m. NCBI's taxonomy places the organism in Eukaryota, Metazoa, Arthropoda, Insecta, Lepidoptera, Pyralidae. The record is from RefSeq and is a predicted model, not a curated record. The coding region runs from base 127 to 3693 and encodes 1188 amino acids. The transcript is spliced from 22 exons. Gene Ontology annotation, biological process: formation of cytoplasmic translation initiation complex; translation reinitiation.